CCGGGUGCGCGGCGCAGCGUCCUGUGCUGGAAUGUGCGGCUCCCGCGAGCUCGCGGCGCAACAGCAGACCGGGCGCCGCCGAGGCCGCGGGCCCCAGACCGGGGCAGCGGGGAGCUCUGCGACGGCAGGGCGAGGGCCGGAGGUCUGAUCCCGCUCCCCGAUCGCCCCGCGGGUUCGCGGGCCUCGGCGCUCAACUUUUCCCCUCUCUCUCUCCCCUCCCCCGAAAGUCCAGCAACAAAGAAAAGGAGUUGAGAGCGACGGCAGCGGCGACGCGGGGGCUGCGGUCCGUGGGCGCGCAGGCGAGAGGUGUGCAGUUAUGGCCACCCAGGUGAUGGGGCAGUCUUCUGGAGGAGGAAGUCUGUUCAGCAGCAGCGGCAACAUGGGCAUGGCCUUACCUAGCGAUAUGUAUGACUUGCAUGACCUCUCCAAAGCUGAACUGGCGGCACCCCAGCUCAUCAUGUUAGCCAAUGUGGCCUUGACUGGGGAAGUCACUGGCGGCUGCUGUGAUUACCUGGUGGGUGAAGAAAGACAGAUGGCAGAAUUGAUGCCUGUGGGGGACAACCACUUCUCAGAUAGCGAAGGGGAAGGACUUGAAGAAGCGGCCGAACUCAAAGGUGACCCCAGUGGGCUGGUAAACGUAGGACUGAGAAGUUUGGAGCUCAGUGCAGUGGAGCCGCAGCCGGUGUUUGAAGCAUCAGCCGCCCCAGAAAUGUACAACUCAAGCAAAGACCUCCCUCCCGAAACGCUUGGGACGGAGGACAAAGGCAAGAACACGAAGGCCAAACCCUUUCGCUGCAAGCCCUGCCAGUAUGAAGCUGACUCCGAAGAGCAGUUUGUCCAUCACAUCCGGGUUCACAGUGCGAAAAAGUUCUUUGUGGAAGAAAGUGCCGAGAAACAGGCCAAGGCCAGGGAAUCUGGCUCUUCCACGGCCGAGGAGGGGGAUUUCUCCAAGGGCCCCAUCCGCUGUGACCGCUGUGGCUACAAUACCAACCGGUAUGAUCACUACACGGCUCAUCUAAAACACCAUACCAGAGCUGGGGAUAAUGAGCGUGUCUACAAGUGUAUCAUUUGCACGUACACAACAGUAAGCGAGUAUCACUGGAGGAAACACUUGAGAAACCAUUUUCCAAGAAAAGUCUACACGUGUAACAAAUGCAACUAUUUUUCAGACAGAAAAAAUAAUUAUGUACAACAUGUUCGGACUCACACAGGAGAACGCCCAUAUAAAUGUGAACUUUGUCCUUACUCGAGUUCUCAGAAGACACAUCUAACUCGACACAUGCGUACUCAUUCAGGUGAGAAGCCAUUUAAAUGUGAUCAGUGCAGUUAUGUGGCUUCAAAUCAGCACGAAGUGACCCGACAUGCAAGACAGGUUCACAACGGGCCGAAACCUCUUAACUGUCCUCACUGUGACUAUAAAACGGCAGACAGAAGCAACUUCAAAAAGCAUGUGGAGCUGCAUGUCAACCCACGGCAGUUCAACUGCCCCGUGUGUGACUAUGCAGCUUCCAAGAAGUGUAAUCUACAGUAUCAUUUCAAAUCUAAGCAUCCUACCUGUCCUAGUAAAACCAUGGAUGUCUCAAGAGUGAAACUGAAGAAAACCAAAAAGAAGGAGGCUGACUUGCAUAAUAACAACAUCACCAAUGAAAAAACAGAGAUAGAGCAAACAAAAACAAAGGGGGAUAUGUCUGGAAAGAAAAACGAGAAACCUGUAAAAGUAGAGAAAAAAGAGAAGAAAUCUUGUGGCAAUGUUGCAGUGGUCCAGGUAACUACCAGAACUAGGAAAUCCGCCACAGAGACGAAAGCAGCGGAGAUGAAACACAUAGAUGUAACUACAGGUAAUAGUUCAGACAAACUCAGUAAAGCCAAGAAAAACAAAAGAAAGAUGGAUGCUGAAGCCCAUUUCCCAGAUGAUCCUGUGAAUGAGGAACCAGUGCCGAAAAAGAAACAGAAGACAGAGAGCAAAUCCAAAAACAGAUCUGAAGUGCCAAAAGGGGACAGCAAAGUGGAGGAGGGAAAGGGGGACAAUAAAAAGCAUAAUGUUCCCAUUAAGAAAGGUACAAAGAAGAAAACUGUAAAAAGUAAACCAAGUAAGAAGGGCAGCAGACCUGCUCAGGAGACUCAGAAGGAGACAGCUCAGACAGAGCCUCCCUCCGUAGAGCUGACUCACGGGGAGGUCUCUCCAGUUCCUGCUCAGGUUGUGGUCACUGUGACAGGGUCUACUCAGACAGGGCUUCCUUCUCCCAUGGAUAUCGCUCACACAGGGCCUGUUCAGAUGGAGGUUUCCCAGACAGGGGUUCCUCAGGUGGAGCUGCCCCCUUCAGUGGCGCCUGCUCAGGUGGAACUGCCAUCUCCCAUGGAGACUGCUCAGAGGGAGCUGCUCCCUCCAAUGGAGCCUGCUCAGAGUGAGCUGCCAUCUCCCGUGGAGCCUGCUCAGAGUGAGCUGCCAUCUCCCGUGGAGCCUGCUCAGUGUGAGCUGCCAUCUCCCGUGGAGCCUGCUCAGUGUGAGCUGCCAUCUCCCGUGGAGCCUGCUCAGUGUGAGCUGCCAUCUCCCGUGGAGCCUGCUCAGUGUGAGCUGCCAUCUCCCGUGGAGCCUGCUCAGAGUGAGCUGCCAUCUCCCGUGGAGCCUGCUCAGAGUGAGUUGCCAUCUCCCGUGGAGCCUGCUCAGAGUGAGCUGCCAUCUCCCGUGGAGCCUGCUCAGAGUGAGCUGCCAUCCCCUGUGAAGCCUGCUCAGAGUGAGCUGCCAUCUCCAAUGGAGCAGUCAUCUUUGCUGGAGCCACCUCAGGUGGGACAUUGUCAGAAAGAGUUGCCUUCUCUUUUGAACUAUGCUCAAAUGGAGGUUGUGCAGACAGGGCCCACUCACAUGGGAUCUGUUCAGGAGGAGCUUCCUGCUGUCAUGGAACCACCUCUUCAAGUCAAGCCCAUUACUAAAAGGUCAUCUCCCCGAAAAGAUAAGACGAAGGAGAAGUUGAGCAUACGGCGUGAGAUGCUGCGGCAGGAACAAGUCCUUAUUGAAGUUGGCUUAGUGCCUGUUAGAGAGAGCCAGCUUCUAAAGGAAAGCAAGAGUGCACAGGGUCGCCCAGGCCUGUCUUCAUCACUGCCAAAGGGAAACUCAAGAAGAGAAGAGGCACCCAAGGACCAAAACAUCUCUGAGGGGGAAGGAAUCGCCCCUCUCAAAGUAGGGACUGAGGAAGCCUGCGAGAGCCAAACUGAACUUGUUGCUCCAAAGGACUCUACCAGUGUGUUAUCCUCUGAGCAAAAUUCAAAAGUGCCAGAUGGUGAAACACUACAUGCUAAGUGUCAGACAGGUUCAGUUGGGGCUUGUGAAAUUGAAGUGGGCACUGAGCAGAACACAGCAGACAACGUCCCUGUGAAGGGCUCAGCAGUCGGGCCAGGGUCACCAGUGCCUCGUCUCCCGUCAGCAGAACGUGAAGUGGCAUCCGCAGCUGUAGUGGCCUCACCUCCUAUCACUUUGGCUGAAAACGAGUCUCAGGAAAUUGAUGAAGAUGAAGGCAUCCAUAGCCACGAUGGUAGCGACCUGAGUGACAACAUGUCAGAAGGCAGUGAUGAUUCCGGGCUGCAUGGAGCUCGGCCAGGGCCACAAGAAGCUGCUUCAAAAAACGGAGAGGAAGGGUUGGCAGUUAAAGUAACUGAGGGAGAUUUUGUUUGUAUUUUCUGUGAUCGUUCUUUUAGAAAGGAAAAAGAUUACAGCAAACACCUCAAUCGCCAUUUGGUUAAUGUGUACUUCCUUAAGAAGGCAGCUGAGGGGCAGGAGUAGACCGGAAGUGCAGUUCUUGGUGUAAACACGUCUCUGCUUCUAGUUUAAGGCAGGAGGCAAAUGCAAGCUUGCUUUAAGUAGUGCCCAGUGCUGAUUUUGAAGCGACAUUCUUUUUCUUAGGACUGUGUCUUAUCUAUUGACUGUUGCAUAAAUCUUAGCAAAGCCUAGGAGGUUAAUGUAAGGAAACAGACACUUAAAUCUGUUAGCGUGUGCAGUCGAGUGGAAAGAGGAAGGCAAGAUGGCAGAACAUUGCUUCUUGCCUUGUUCACCUGCAGCCUGUCAGUUUUUUAUGUCUUUUUCACUUUAGUUUCUAUUUUUAGUUCCUUGUUCAGAUUGAUAAAAAUUGGCGUAGCAAAUUACUUGAAUUUGCCUGCUUUAUAUAAAUAAAGUUAGCACUUUAAAGUUUCUUUAGAUCACAAAAAAGACAUUUAAAUUGAAGAAAAAUUCUUUGAACAGUGGACAUUGUAUCUGUCCAGGUAACUGCUUCCUGACUUAAUGGUCAAUAUGUUGUGUUUGUAUGUUAAUCAUUAUAAAAAGUGAUUUUUGGUGUUUUUUAUUUUGGUGCUUUACUGGCUUAAUAUGUUGCACAUGGUUUUUGUUUUUUAACCUAUGCAGUUAAUUCCUCCCCCCUAGACAUAGCAUUGUGUUUGAUAGUAACACUUUAUCCAUAUAUGCAUGGUUUUUCUUUUGGGGGUGUGCUUUUAGGCUUGUUUGCAAAGGGCCGUUUUCCUUUUCUUUGCAAUUGUCUUUUGCAGAACUACAGUGUGUGAGGUUAUGAGCAAUGGAACAUGCAGGUUCAAUCCAUUGUUUUUUUAUUUCUUACUUUAAUUAUAACUGCUUAUCUAUGCCAGAAUCAGUUUCAUAUAAGUUAUUUUGAAUGGCGAGCAUAUGCGUAAUUCACAGCUCUGGUCUGACUUUUCCAGUAAGCCAUGAGAUCCCAUAUUGACAAAAUUUAAUCUCAUAUCAGCCAUUAAGAGUUUUUUUUUCUUUUGCUGAUUCUAGCUUAUCUCUUAGAAAGUGAUAAAUUGUUCUUUGAAGAGUUUAUUUUUUCAAUAGAUAGUUGACGUUGGGAUGGACGCUUAGCUGAGUAAAGAACUCCAAGUGAUUGGUGGAAACAGCAAAUUUGGAACCAGACAUAGUUACUGUUCAAACUAUAGAAUAUCACUUGUGAGGAAGCCAUCAUGGUCACAUGGCUAAUCGAGAAUGGAGUGCUAACUUCUGGCCAACAGCUGCAUCUUCCAGUGAGUACCUGAACAGGGCUGAUGUUCAUACUUCUCAGGGAUCUCCACAGACUCGUGGGUGUCCUCACUGCCCCUGUGAGACAGCCUCUGUACAGGAGAGGCCUCCAGCGAAUUGCAGCCAUCCUGGUGUCUUCAGUGACAUUGCUGAGAAGCCGCACGCUCCAGAACUGGUUCUGUGCUCUUUGGUCAAUGCCAGAACGUGAAUUAGUCCAACUUGGGAUGUGUUUUUUACUGGUAGUAGCUACAAAGUACGAUCCCAAGUGGGACUUGUGACAUUUUGGUGGUCAUGUUCUGUUUGGACAUAACCUCUGUGUAUUUCAUUUAUUUUCUUUUACCUGGCGAUCUCUGAGCAGGCUUCAGAUUUUGACAGUUCAUGAAAGAUGACAAGCAUUAAUGUAUGUGUGAAAAGCUUAGGGAAAUUCUGAGUGAAGUUAUAGUUAAAGUUGGUUGAACUUGGGAUUGACUGGGAGGCCAAAGAUUUAAAAAGCGGAAAAUUCUCUCAAAACACAAGUUGUGUGAUAAUAGUGUGUGCUUUGUGUGUGUGAAUGAGGAUUUGUAAAUGUUGAAUUCUAGGCUCCGACAAUCAUUGUCAGUGCAGAUCAGACUGCAAGUAUUUAUGUUUUAAAACUUAAAUUAUAAAGCUAGUUAAGUCUUUCUAACAACUAGUUUUAAUGUUCAUGAGCACGUUUUACCUAUGUUACCUAUUCAAGAUGUUGGAAAAGAUGCAUCGCAAGCACAGGUGGAGGCUGGGAGCUAGCUGGUUUUGAGGAAGAGGCCUUUGUGGAGUCUUUCCUAUAGUAAAGGAAGGAAAACAGUGCCUUCUGGGACUAAACUAAGUUUUAAUUUGAGAUUAGAAGUCAAAAACAAAAAUAUAAAGGAAAUUGAAACCUCGUUAAAUUGAUCUUUGAAGCAUUGAAAUGAAAUUGAGUGGGACUUUGAGGCCUUCUUCCAGAAAACAAGGACUUGGUUGCCAGGCCUAUAUUAGGCCUAAACCUUGGUGCCAUUGUUUACUUAAAUUUUUUCAAUGGAAAGUACAGUUUGGAGUUCUUCCAUUUGAAAACUGUGACUUUUGCAUGGGAUUGUUUGAAUCUUGUUUUCUAGUCUCUCUUCUUGUCACCAACUUCAUAGUCUGAAGGUAGAUUUUUCUCUUGAUAAAGGAACAAAAAAAGUGAACAUCUUAUUUGUAAAUUGAUAUCUAGUAACUAGUGUUAAACUUGAAAUGGUAGAAUUCUUUAAAGCCUAAUUUUUGGUAGCCUUAGAAAGAUGUAUCUUAAUUAUUUUUGAACCUGUAUUCACCUUGUUUUUUCAUAUAUCUUAAGUUAUAUUUUCUUUUCAGAGCUGCUUAUUUGGGGCUUUUUUUUUAAAUUGAGGCGUAAUUCAUAAAAGAGGGUACAUUGUUUUGAUGAUAUUUUUACAACGUUGGCUGGAUGUCUUUAGUCUUCCAAGAAGGGCCAUUUUACUUUUAGAGUUACUUUACUUUUAAAGUCUUGAGGUAACACUUGGACCACUUUGCAUGUAAGCGCUAAUGCAAAUUAAAACUCAAGUUGACCUCAAGCAGUUCACUCUAUGAAUGUUGACAGCAAAAAGAACACUUAGCUUGUUGGGGGCUGAAGAAAUUUUUUUUUUUUUUUCAAAAAUCAAGGUAUACUCUAGGGUUUCCUGGUCGACCUCAAUAGAUAAAGUUCAGAAAUGCUCUGGAUGUGUUAGGUUUACAGUCUACAUACACGGCUGGCUAAGUGAGAUGGCUUUUACAGUUCUGCAUGUAUCCCUUAGGCUUCCCAUUAGUUACUGAACCCCUAAAACUGGUAUUGUAAUAUUACAACAAUGUUUUGCGCCAAUUUUAUAAACCUUUACAGUGCAAUAUGUGUUACUUUUCUGAGGCAAACCAAAGGUGUAUUUCUCAAGGUUCUGCUGCCUUCAGCAGCGUUUGGAGGAUCUUUUAUACAUUUGUAAUAGAUAGAAAUAAACCAGAAAUGCAGUUUUCAUUUUUCUGUCUUUCUUUUUUUUUUUAAUUGUAAACCAUGUACCAAGUUUCUGGUCAAGAUUGUGUAGGAUAAGUUAAACAUAAUUGCAUUCUAUUAACCAAUAUGAGUGUAUUUCUUAUGCAUAUAGUUACAUUGAAAUAAAGUUCUAAAAACACGA
This is a messenger RNA of Microtus oregoni (creeping vole), 7161 nucleotides long. It is a transcript of the gene Rest, whose product is annotated as RE1 silencing transcription factor. The record is from RefSeq and is a predicted model, not a curated record. NCBI's taxonomy places the organism in Eukaryota, Metazoa, Chordata, Mammalia, Rodentia, Cricetidae. Gene Ontology annotation, cellular component: nucleus. Bases 317 to 3778 code for a protein of 1153 amino acids. Gene Ontology annotation, biological process: regulation of gene expression. The transcript has 4 exons.